Messenger RNA from Haliotis rufescens (red abalone), 3159 nucleotides. RefSeq names its product extensin-like. The transcript has a single exon. Bases 1 to 3159 code for a protein of 1052 amino acids. NCBI's taxonomy places the organism in Eukaryota, Metazoa, Mollusca, Gastropoda, Lepetellida, Haliotidae. The record is from RefSeq and is a predicted model, not a curated record.
AUGCCCUCCACCCCGCAACAGUUCACUCAACAGUCAUCCUACAUAUGCCCUCCACCGGCAACAGUUCACUCAACAGUCAUCCUACAUAUGCCCUCCAUCCCGCAACAGUUCACUCAACAGUCAUCCUACAUAUCCCCUCCAUCCCGCAACAGUUCACUCAACAGUCAUCCUACAAAUGCCCUCCACCCCGUAACAGUUCACUCAACAGUCAUCCUACAUAUCCCCUCCAUCCCGCAACAGUUCACUCAACAGUCAUCCUACAUAUGCCCUCCACCGGCAACAGUUCACUCAACAGUCAUCCUACAUAUGCCCUCCACCGGCAACAGUUCACUCAACAGUCAUCCUACAUAUGCCCUCCACCCCGCAACAGUUCACUCAACAGUCAUCCUACAUAUCCCCUCCAUCCCGCAACAGUUCACUCAACAGUCAUCCUACAUAUGCCCUCCACCCCGUAACAGUUCACUCAACAGUCAUCCUACAUAUCCCCUCCAUCCCGCAACAGUUCACUCAACAGUCAUCCUACAUAUGCCCUCCACCCCGCAACAGUUCACUCAACAGUCAUCCUACAUAUGCCCUCCACCCCGCAACAGUUCACUCAACAGUCAUCCUACAUAUGCCCUCCACCGGCAACAGUUCACUCAACAGUCAUCCUACAUAUGCCCUCCACCGGCAACAGUUCACUCAACAGUCAUCCUACAUAUGCCCUCCACCCCGCAACAGUUCACUCAACAGUCAUCCUACAUAUGCCCUCCACCGGGAACAGUUCACUCAACAGUCAUCCUACAUAUGCCCUCCACCGGCAACAGUUCACUCAACAGUCAUCCUACAUAUGCCCUCCACCCCGCAACAGUUCACUCAACAGUCAUCCUACAUAUGCCCUCCAUCCCGCAACAGUUCACUCAACAGUCAUCCUACAUAUGCCCUCCACCGGCAACAGUUCACUCAACAGUCAUCCUACAUAUGCCCUCCACCGGCAACAGUUCACUCAACAGUCAUCCUACAUAUGCCCUCCACCCCGCAACAGUUCACUCAACAGUCAUCCUACAUAUCCCCUCCAUCCCGCAACAGUUCACUCAACAGUCAUCCUACAUAUGCCCUCCACCCCGUAACAGUUCACUCAACAGUCAUCCUACAUAUGCCCUCCACCGGCAACAGUUCACUCAACAGUCAUCCUACAUAUGCCCUCCACCCCGCAACAGUUCACUCAACAGUCAUCCUACAUAUGCCCUCCACCCCGCAACAGUUCACUCAACAGUCAUCCUACAUAUCCCCUCCAUCCCGCAACAGUUCACUCAACAGUCAUCCUACAUAUGCCCUCCACCCCGUAACAGUUCACUCAACAGUCAUCCUACAUAUGCCCUCCACCGGCAACAGUUCACUCAACAGUCAUCCUACAUAUGCCCUCCACCCCGCAACAGUUCACUCAACAGUCAUCCUACAUAUCCCCUCCAUCCCGCAACAGUUCACUCAACAGUCAUCCUACAUAUGCCCUCCACCCCGCAAGCGUUCACUCAACAGUCAUCCUACAUAUGCCCUCCACCGGCAACAGUUCACUCAACAGUCAUCCUACAUAUGCCCUCCACCGGCAACAGUUCACUCAACAGUCAUCCUACAUAUGCCCUCCACCCCGCAACAGUUCACUCAACAGUCAUCCUACAUAUGCCCUCCACCGGCAACAGUUCACUCAACAGUCAUCCUACAUAUGCCCUCCACCGGCAACAGUUCACUCAACAGUCAUCCUACAUAUGCCCUCCAUCCCGCAACAGUUCACUCAACAGUCAUCCUACAUAUGCCCUCCACCCCGUAACAGUUCACUCAACAGUCAUCCUACAUAUGCCCUCCACCGGCAACAGUUCACUCAACAGUCAUCCUACAUAUGCCCUCCACCGGCAACAGUUCACUCAACAGUCAUCCUACAUAUGCCCUCCACCCCGCAACAGUUCACUCAACAGUCAUCCUACAUAUGCCCUCCACCGGCAACAGUUCACUCAAAAGUCAUCCUACAUAUGCCCUCCACCGGCAACAGUUCACUCAACAGUCAUCCUACAUAUGCCCUCCAUCCCGCAACAGUUCACUCAACAGUCAUCCUACAUAUCCCCUCCACCGGCAACAGUUCACUCAACAGUCAUCCUACAUAUGCCCUCCACCCCGCAACAGUUCACUCAACAGUCAUCCUACAUAUGCCCUCCACCCCGUAACAGUUCACUCAACAGUCAUCCUACAUAUCCCCUCCACCCCGUAACAGUUCACUCAACAGUCAUCCUACAUAUGCCCUCCACCGGCAACAGUUCACUCAACAGUCAUCCUACAUAUGCCCUCCACCCCGCAACAGUUCACUCAACAGUCAUCCUACAUAUGCCCUCCAUCCCGCAACAGUUCACUCAACAGUCAUCCUACAUAUCCCCUCCACCGGCAACAGUUCACUCAACAGUCAUCCUACAUAUGCCCUCCACCCCGCAACAGUUCACUCAACAGUCAUCCUACAUAUGCCCUCCACCGGCAACAGUUCACUCAACAGUCAUCCUACAUAUGCCCUCCACCCCGCAACAGUUCACUCAACAGUCAUCCUACAUAUGCCCUCCAUCCCGCAACAGUUCACUCAACAGUCAUCCUACAUAUGCCCUCCACCCCGCAACAGUUCACUCAACAGUCAUCCUACAUAUGCCCUCCAUCCCGCAACAGUUCACUCAACAGUCAUCCUACAUAUGCCCUCCACCGGCAACAGUUCACUCAACAGUCAUCCUACAUAUGCCCUCCAUCCCGCAACAGUUCACUCAACAGUCAUCCUACAUAUGCCCUCCACCCCGCAACAGUUCACUCAACAGUCAUCCUACAUAUGCCCUCCACCCCGCAACAGUUCACUCAACAGUCAUCCUACAUAUGCCCUCCACCCCGCAACAGUUCACUCAACAGUCAUCCUACAUAUGCCCUCCACCGGCAACAGUUCACUCAACAGUCAUCCUACAUAUGCCCUCCACCGGCAACAGUUCACUCAACAGUCAUCCUACAUAUGCCCUCCACCCCGCAACAGUUCACUCAACAGUCAUCCUACAUAUGCCCUCCAUCCCGCAACAGUUCACUCAACAGUCAUCCUACAUAUCCCCUCCACCGGCAACAGUUCACUCAACAGUCAUCCUACAUAUGCCCUCCACCCCGUAA